Messenger RNA from Schistosoma mattheei, 1394 nucleotides. The record is from the annotation of a GenBank genome assembly. Lineage: Eukaryota; Metazoa; Platyhelminthes; Trematoda; Strigeidida; Schistosomatidae.
ACACUAACUCUUCUGAGGCUUCUUGACCUUGGUGUAUAAACAAUUUGUGUCUGUGAAAGCCGGGCUUUAUUUAUUGUGAAAUAAUACUGUGAGGACAUAACUGAGCACUCCUGAAAGACUGAAUAGUCUUCACCAUCAGUUAGUUCAACAAGUGAGCACUGAUGUUCAUCGUGAUUUUUUUUCAAUAAAAGAGCGGGAUAACACGAAUUUAUUUCCAGCUGCUUACAACCUGAUACUAAAAAAUCAGUUGCAAAAUGGGUCACUUUAAAGUAACUUCCAACUAAACUCUUCCAUGUAUUUUUAAGCCCAUCUUAUGAUUAUGACUUGUAACUAUCAGCAACUCACGAGAAUCAAACAAAAUAUAGUAAAUUCCUACUAUUCUGCUCAGAUCCUUGUUCUUACUCUCUUCAAGAUGAUGAAGGGAACUGUGUAAAAGAUAAAGUGAUGAGUUGUUCUGGAUAGAGAAUUCUCGACCUUGAGUAUGCGGAUUUCUUAUUGUGCGAUGAUACCCAAGCCAUGCAAUCCUCACUUAAUCGUUUGGCAGUUAGUGUCCGUCGGUAUGGUAUAUGCUUUGCAUCGAAGUGCAAAGUAACUUCACAAGACUGAUCCUAUACUCACCCUGGGUAGUGGGCAGAUAAUAGUCGAGAGAUUAUAUGCAGUCAAAUCAACGGUCAACGUCGAGUAAUCAACCUAAUUUUCCACGCAAAAGAAAUACACAUGUUCAAGGGUUGAAAUCUAGACUUCGAUCAAAUAUUAAUUCAAUUUUAUCCAAUUAUGAAAUGAUUUUGUCCCGAUCCAAGAUUGACCCAAAUGAGGUUACUAAAGGUCUUGGUCCAUAUGCUCAAUGUGCUCAAGAUACAUUUGAAUUCAGCGUAAGAGCAGCAAAUAUAGUACAUGCUUGUGAAAAUAUCACUCGUCUAGUAUCAGAAAUUAAACAAUUUUUAAUAUUGGGCGAUUUUCGUUGGUUAGCACGAGUGAAUUCAUUAAAUGAAGAAAAAUUGAUUCUUCGAAAAUUAGAUUUAGAUCGUGUCAGUAAUCGAUUACGUGAUAAACUUGUUGCUGAAUUACAUAACUUAGAACAAGAAACAAGUCCUGAUUAUCCUAUUAUUACUUUUCCAAAAAACUAUUCAACAGUAAAAAAAAAUACAAGUUAACUGUUGUAUCUUCACGUACUUUUGUCAAUUAUAAAUAUCCAUUGAGUUAGUUAUAUUGAUAUUCCUUAGCGUUGAUCAUUCAUUCCAUGAUGGAAACUCUUAGUAAAUGAGAAAUUUUCUGUUCCUAAUCAACAAUGUAAACAUUGUUCUCUCCCCUUAAUUGCAAAAAAAUUUUUUACUUCAAAGCUGGUCUAAAUCAAUGCUUGAACUAAUGAUAAGGAAUAUAUUAAUUGGUCGCUU